AUGGCCGAAGGGGAAGACGGCUCCCUGGCGGGGCGGGAACCGAGGCCGGAACCCGGAGAAGGGUUCGAGAUCGUGGACCGCAGCCAGCUGCCUAGCCCUGGCGAACUGCGGAGCGCGGCGAAGCCUCAGGCGGGGUCGGAGGGCUGGUCGGCGCCCAUCCUGACCCUGGCGCGGAAGGCCACGGGCAACCUGUCGGCGAGCUGCGGGCUCGCGCUGCGCGCGGCCGCAGCGCUGGGCGGCGCGGACGGCGGCGGGGACGGCGGCGCGGACAGCGGAGCGCGCGCAGCUUCCAGGUGCCAGAUGAUGGAGGAGCGUACCAACUUGAUGCACAUGAUGAAACUCAGCGUCAAAGUCCUGCUCCAGUCUGCCCUGAGCCUGGGCCGCAGUUUGGAUGCAGACCAUGCCCCCUUGCAGCAGUUCUUUGUAGUGAUGGAGCACUGCCUCAAACACGGGCUGAAAGUUAAGAAGAGUUUUAUUGGCCAAAAUAAAUCUUUCUUUGGUCCUUUGGAGCUGGUGGAGAAACUUUGUCCAGAAGCAGCAGAUAUAGCCACUAGUGUCAGAAAUCUGCCAGAAUUAAAGACAGCUGUGGGAAGAGGCAGAGCCUGGCUGUAUCUUGCACUCAUGCAAAAGAAACUGGCAGAUUAUCUGAAAGUGCUCAUAGACAAUAAACAUCUCUUAAGUGAGUUCUAUGAGCCUGAGGCAUUAAUGAUGGAGGAAGAAGGGAUGGUGAUUGUUGGUCUGCUGGUGGGACUUAAUGUUCUUGAUGCCAAUCUCUGCUUAAAAGGAGAAGACUUGGAUUCUCAGGUUGGAGUGAUUGAUUUUUCCCUCUACCUUAAGGAUGUGCAGGAUCUUGAUGGUGGCAAAGAGCAUGAAAGGAUUACUGAUGUCCUUGAUCAGAAAAAUUAUGUGGAAGAACUUAACCGUCACUUAAGCUGCACCGUUGGGGAUCUUCAAAGCAAGAUUGAUGGCUUGGAAAAGACAAAUUCAAAACUUCAAGAAGAGCUUUCAGCUGCAACAGACCGGAUUUGUUCACUUCAAGAAGAGCAGCAACAAUUAAGAGAACAAAAUGAGUUAAUUCGUGAAAGAAGUGAGAAGAGCGUGGAGAUAACAAAGCAAGAUACAAAAGUUGAGCUGGAGACAUACAAGCAAACUCGGCAAGGUCUGGAUGAAAUGUAUAGUGACGUAUGGAAGCAGCUGAAAGAGGAGAAGAAAGUCCGUUUGGAACUGGAAAAAGAACUGGAGUUACAGAUUGGAAUGAAGACAGAAAUGGAAAUUGCCAUGAAGCUGCUAGAGAAGGACACCCACGAGAAACAGGACACCCUGGUUGCCCUCCGCCAGCAGCUGGAAGAAGUCAAAGCCAUUAAUUUACAGAUGUUCCACAAAGUUCAGAAUGCAGAGAGCUGUUUACAGCAGAAGAAUGACGCCAUCACAUCAUUUGAAGAAAAAAACAACCAAGUUAUGUCCAGCAUGAAACAGAUGGAAGAAAGGUUACAGCUCUCAGAAAGGGCACGGCAAGGGGCAGAGGAGCGGAGCCUCAAGGUGCAGCAGGAGUUGGGCGGCCAGACAUGCGCACUGCAGCAGCAGCUCUCGCAGCUACAUGAGCAGUGCUCGAGUCUAGAGAAAGAGUUGAAAUCAGAAAAAGAGCAGAGACAGGCUCUUCAGCGAGAAUUACAACAGGAGAAAGACACUUCCUCCCUACUCCGAGCCGAGUUACAGCAAGUGGAAGGAUUAAAAAAGGAGCUGCGGGAGCUCCAGGACGAGAAGGCAGACUUGCAGAAGGUUUGUGACGAGCAGGAGCAAGCUCUCCAGGAGAUGGGCCUGCACCUCAGCCAGUCAAAGCUCAAGAUGGAAGACAUCAAGGAAGUAAACAAGGCACUGAAGGGCCACACGUGGCUGAAGGACGACGAGGCAACGCACUGUAAGCAGUGUGAGAAGGAGUUCUCCAUCUCCCGGAGAAAGGUACAUGGGGCAGGUCUCCCACCAGCUCCUGGAGGGCCCCUUCCGCCCAUUCUGUGGGUGCCUGUGGGUCAGGGCUACUGCACUGUGACCGUGCCCGCUGGGGUCCUGGCCCACGCACACAAGCCUUCCUGCUUGUCCCCACCCAAUCUUUCAGUAACUGAGAACACUAGGUGAGUUUUGGCCCAAGGUCGACAAGGCUUUGAACUAGUUCGGCAGGACGAGGGGGGGCAAGGCCACAGACCCCUCCCCUGCCAGCAAACAGUACCGCAUGGGGGUGCAUUUUCAUCCAUCCCCAAAUCCCCAAAUCCUCACCCGUGCCUCACCGCAGGUCCUGAGGCUACCCCACACCUGGCCCCACCCUGAGGUCAAGGUCCAGUGUCUAGCCUGAGGGAGGCAGGCUCAGGGAUGCUUGUCUUGACCUGUGCCCAGGGCUUAGGCAGCUGCCCGCCACCAGGCAGCAUUGACUAAAGAAACCUGGAGUCUCUUCCAGCUGACUGCAGGGAGUACAGGGGACAGGGCCCACCAGCCACCCCAGUAAGACACGUGCUAGAGCAGGAGAGCCUCAGUCAUGCAGACACACAAAGGCACGCCCUCUACCAGUACCUCACGGCCCUUAGAGGAACACAAACCUAGAAACCAGGGUUGACCAGGACCCCUUCCACUUCGACACCUGCUUCUGGGGGAGGGCCAGACCUCCAAAGGCCUACUGUGACUGCCUCUUCUCCGCUCUCUAGCACCACUGCCGCCACUGUGGCCACAUCUUCUGCAACAUGUGCUCCAGCAACGAGCUGGCCCUGCCCUCCUACCCCAAGCCCGUGCGCGUGUGCGACAGCUGCCACACCCUGCUCCUGCAGCGCUGCUCCUCCA
This is a messenger RNA of Nyctereutes procyonoides (raccoon dog), 2826 nucleotides long. It is a transcript of the gene RUFY1, whose product is annotated as RUN and FYVE domain containing 1. The record is from RefSeq and is a predicted model, not a curated record. Gene Ontology annotation, molecular function: metal ion binding. The coding region runs from base 1 to 2133 and encodes 710 amino acids. Gene Ontology annotation, cellular component: cytoplasm. NCBI's taxonomy places the organism in Eukaryota, Metazoa, Chordata, Mammalia, Carnivora, Canidae. Gene Ontology annotation, biological process: protein transport; regulation of endocytosis. The transcript has 17 exons.